CGCCGAUUUUGGUUUUGCAACCGCGGUGGAUCGAGCCACUGUCAUAUGCUAACGAGUCAUAUACGCAGAUGAAGUUCCUAGACUCAGACAAGCAGCAAGAGGAGGCGGGCUUGCCAAGUAAAGGAGUUUUUUUAGGUCCUCGUGGAGUUUUCGCCUUUAUAAGCCGAGGGUGUCGAAAAGAGAUAACACUCGGUUGGGCUGCUUAAAGAAAAUGCACACCAAGGAUGUACACAUCUAAUCCUGCCCUUUACGAACCGUUUGAAGUGCGCACCAACGUGUUUCGCUGGAAGGAUGGACGGCACAGUGCUUGCGGAUUGGCUUAAAUAGCAGGCGGUCAGGGUUUCGUGGCGUAAGACUAGAGCAUCUUCCGCAGAGACAGAGUGAGCUGGUGGACACUCUUUAUGGCUUAGCAUGAAGUUUUUCUCAAUCCUUUUACGUUAGGGCGGGGUAAUUCAGCACAGUACUGCGCUCAGCCAGCUGGGUCGCCCACACUGUUCACGCGUGUGCGAAGAAAAUGAAGCGCAACGCCCGACACUACGAAUCCUCUUGAACCGACCCCGCGACUUGCAAAGAAUGCACCAGUAAUAGAGCCGUAUUUGUUGUGUUUUUCCAUGCUCUGAAGUGUGGAACUUCUUGUCUGCUUUCCGCCUUCUAGAAGGUGUGCAGCCCUCCAGCCUCACUGGGACUGAAUCGACGUGGGCAGCUCGCUGCCACAGGGAGGCCCGGCCGAGCGUACAACUGUUCUCCAAGUGCCAGUGGCGUACUUUCUCUUCACUAUAGUCAUUCAUUUUCGGAUUUUUCCGCAAGAGUUCGAGUCAUUCUCGCACUCUCGAUGUCGGUGAAGGUCCCUGAAAGGAAGUUGCAGGGAGACCCUCCAGGCUUUUUGCAGGCUGCAUGCGAUACCUGUAGUCAACUGGCUGAUGCGUCGUCGGCGGGUUGCAUGACCCGCGUACAUCUAGCGUUUUUCCGUCCGUCACAGAGUCUUCUCGCCUGCAGAAUAAGUUGGCCAUCUCUCGAGUUCCCAUCUCCUGGAUUUCGUCAGACCUGAAGAGUACAGAAAGGUUGCAGUUGAGUGGGAGAUUGGUCCGGUGCGGCGUCGAUGCAGCGGCGUUCGGCCGGCUUUGUGCUGGACAACUCCGUGUCAACAGCGCCGUGAAACUGAAAAUUUUUAGACCCGUGGAAGCUUCUAUGAGGUAACCUUGCCCACUUUGGCUUGGGAAACAGCCAUCUUCACGGUCGACUUGAAAGAGUCUUCAAGCCGCAUUCGGAUGAAACGCAGUUGUUGAAAGACAGAGAUUCCUGCACCGAAAUGGAAAGACGAAAUCCAUCAGAGGCGAAGAUGUCGGAAAGUGGCAAGCUGCCUGAAGCACUAGCGCCAUUUAUCUGCUGUGUCAGACCUGAUGGUUGCCGUCCGUGGUGCGGAGAGCAACCUGACGACGAGCUUACGGUACCGGGUGAUUCGUUAGAUGCAUCGCACAGAGGAAAGGAGGAUCCAGCGGCGCUUCUUGCCGAAGGAAUUAUAUGCUGCUUAAUGCACCGUGACGGUGGCAGCGUUCGAUGCAUCGUUAAACUAAACAGAGCUCGCACAGCGCUGAUCCUAAAAGCCGGUGAAAAAGGCAAGACAGUUCCGCUGGAACAGAUCCACGGUGUUUUGUUCGGCGAUGAGCUGAAGCGGGUCGAUGCUUUCGAAGCGGACAAUACACCGUGCGUUGCCAUCUACAUGGUUUCAGGUUCCGCGAUCCCGAUUGUCUUCCCGAGUGAGCAGCUGAAACAGGCCUUUCUGAACGGAGUUGGCUCACUUCGGAUCGGACCCGACGGACACAGUGCUACAGAUAAGAAAGCAACCGGAGAAUAGAAGUACAUCUUGAUUUGAAGAUGAUUCAAAACUGUCCUUUAAAAAGAGACGAGCGACCACCUCGGCGGAUUGUUUCAGCAACUUGUUCCCGCUCACGGAAGCUCGUCAACGAAACCUAUGGGUAUUCGUUUUCCCCUCAGUUACAUUUCUGAGGUGCCACUGCGUUCAACAAAUGCAAAUGAACCUCACACGUUUGCCUACUUUUGGAACAAGAACCGUUUUGUCAAUGCAAGUGAACAAUCAAAGCUUGGUUUUUGCUGCGCAAGCGACAGCGUCGAUGUGACGCGAGAAGAGGCGUGGAGAGUCCCUGCCACUGUGUUCGCUCGGAACUCAAACUUCGAGAUACCACUUCAAAAGCGGA
This is a messenger RNA of Toxoplasma gondii ME49, 2216 nucleotides long. It is a transcript of the gene ISP4, whose product is annotated as IMC subcompartment protein ISP4. The transcript has 2 exons. Bases 1310 to 1855 code for a protein of 181 amino acids. The record is from RefSeq and is a predicted model, not a curated record. Lineage: Eukaryota; Apicomplexa; Conoidasida; Eucoccidiorida; Sarcocystidae.